Messenger RNA from Sphaerodactylus townsendi, 1366 nucleotides. It is a transcript of the gene RABGGTA, whose product is annotated as Rab geranylgeranyltransferase subunit alpha. Gene Ontology annotation, cellular component: Rab-protein geranylgeranyltransferase complex; cytoplasm. The transcript has 11 exons. Bases 227 to 1279 code for a protein of 350 amino acids. NCBI's taxonomy places the organism in Eukaryota, Metazoa, Chordata, Lepidosauria, Squamata, Sphaerodactylidae. The record is from RefSeq and is a predicted model, not a curated record. Gene Ontology annotation, molecular function: zinc ion binding; Rab geranylgeranyltransferase activity. Gene Ontology annotation, biological process: protein geranylgeranylation.
UCAUCCCUACAGGCUUUCUAGAGUAGCCCAUCGUCUCCUUCCCGGGAUUCCCCCCCCCUGCUCCGACCGCUUUUGGAAUGGUCCCUUUGGAAGCUUGAACAGGUUCCCGCGGAAGAGACCAUUUCUUCUGUCCAAUAGGGGGUGCAAUGGGAGCUGGGAAGUUCAUGGGGAGGAGGUGUGAUUAAUUCAUUUCCCUCUUGGGAGUCAUUUUUGCCGUCCUGUCAGUAUGCACGGCCGGCUGAAGGUCAAGACGACGGAAGAGCAGGCGGAAGCCAAACGCCUGGAGCGGGAUAAGAAGCUGCACCAUUAUGUGACGGCCACAAAAGCCAUCUUUGAGAAGAGGAAAUUGGGCCAACUGGACAAAGAAGCCCUGGAGCUGACCAGCCAGAUCUUAGGCGCCAACCCAGACUUCGCCACCCUCUGGAACUUCCGGCGGGAGAUCUUCCUUCACAUGGAGCAGGAGAUGCCGGAAGAGAUGCAGGCCCUCUGCAAAGCGGAGCUGUCCUUCCUGGAAUCCUGCUUGCGCGUCAACCCCAAAUCCUACGGGACGUGGUACCAUCGCUGCUGGGUAAUGCAGCACAUCCCGGAGCCGGACUGGGCCCGCGAGCUGGAGCUGUGCAACAAGUACCUGGAAAACGACGAACGUAACUUCCACUGCUGGGACUACCGGCGCUUCAUGGUGCAGCGGUCCCAGGUCCCUCCCCAGGACGAGCUGGCCUUCAGCGAUGACCUCAUCACCCGGAACUUCUCCAAUUACUCCUCCUGGCACUACCGCAGCCGACUCCUGCCGCAGCUGCACCCGGAUCCCCACCAGCAAGGCCGGAUCACGGAGGAGGUCCUCCUCAAAGAACUGGAGCUGGUACAGAACGCCUUCUUCACCGAUCCCAACGACCAGAGCGCUUGGUUCUAUCACCGCUGGCUGCUGGGUCGAGCUGACCCCGACCCAUCUCUCCGCUGCCUUUACGUGAACAGAGAAGACGCAUCUUUGGUGGUAGCAUUCUCCCAUCCUGUGGCAGUGGCUCCAGCCUCCCACGACUUGAUUGUGUUUGGAGACGAAUCCCCGCUGGUGGUCCGGUGGCGCACACCAGACGGCCGAAACAAGCCAGGACUUAUGUGGCUGUGCGACUUGCCCACCACGGCUCUCAACGACCACUGGCCCCAACACACUUUCCGGGUUCUGUGGGGAGAGGGCCAGUCCCAGAAGGAAUGCGUCCUUUUUAAAGGACACAAGGACUGUUGGAGCCAAGACUCAGUCACGGAGGAGCAGAUCUUCAGGUAGGGAGCAGAAAUGUACCCACCACUCAGAGGUGGGAUCCAGCAGGUUCUCACCAGUUCCCGAGAGUGGGUUACUGAUUAUUUGUGUGUG